Molecule: messenger RNA, 1047 nt
Organism: Dendroctonus ponderosae (mountain pine beetle)
Lineage: Eukaryota; Metazoa; Arthropoda; Insecta; Coleoptera; Curculionidae
Product: pseudouridine-5'-phosphatase
Molecular function (GO): phosphatase activity
Source: RefSeq, a predicted model, not a curated record
AAAUGUUGCCCACUUAAAACUCAAUAUGUAUUCAAAAGUGGGAGUCAAAAUAUCUACUCGAUUUCUCGGAAAAUCAAGUCCGAAAUAAAGUGGACCAUCCUGUACAGUAGCAGGAUGUAGACGCUCUAAACUCAGCGAUUCCGUUGCUGACGCGCUUAGUGGCUUAGUAUUGAUUUGAUUCCAAUGAUUUCACUACUGACGUCGGAAAACUACGGGGAAUAGGAUGGGAAAUGUGUAUAAAAUAAGCGUUGUUGGCUCCGUUAUAACUAUUAUGUUAGCCAGUUGAGUCACAAAGUUAACUCAUUGUGGAAAAGAUUCCGUUCAGUUCGUUUCAGUUCCUUCGAUUCCUUUUUUUCAAAAUGCAGUUCAAACCCGUAACCCAUGUUAUUUUCGACAUGGACGGACUGAUAAUCGCAAUUUUAGUGAUCAUCUCGACUAUUUCUUAGACAUACGUAUAAUAAUGAAUCAUCGUCUGAUCUGCCCCAUAUUUUAGGGUGUUUUAAUACCUGACACAUUCACACAUUGAAACAUGUUGUAACAUUAAACCAAAGACCGAUUUACUUUAUUUUUAGCACCUUUAAGCUUACUAAUUCAAUUAAAUUUAACUGAAGCUGCAAACAUUGUCAGUUUGCAUUUCACGAUUCCGAUUCCAUAUUCUUCAUACACAUUUAAUAAUUCAUGAAAACAUGUGCAAUUAACUAUUUAUUUGUAGAUGUAAAUGUCCUUUUAUUAAGUGUUCAGUGUCCCCUUAUUUAUUGAUGUUUUGAACGAAUUUAUUGAAAUUAAACAAUGGGAAAAUUAACAUUUUUUUCAUUUUGAAAAAAGUUGUUUAGAUGAACAUGGUCCUUUCAUUAAGUAUAAGCGUACUAAAAGGUGAUAAUUUGUGAAUAGAACCUGGAAUUAUAUUAAAUAAAAAUAUCAUUUACGACGAUGCGAUUGGAAAUAGGAUAUUUAACAUUCAGUUUCAAGCCCGUUUUUUCGCCUUUAAAGACCACGUUGUCUUAGUUUGAUUUUGUUAGUCAAAAUAAAUAUAAUCUGUUACUCUUA